AGAGCCUUCCUUAUGGCUAGAUCUUAUAUAAUACUGACACUGAUACUGGUUGUGUUCAUCAUUGAUGCGGAAAAAGUAAGUGGUCAAUACGAGUUCUUCAGGCUAGUUACGUUUUGGGGUCCAUCGUAUUGUAGGUUGUACCAAUGUGGGAGAGAAACCCCGGUUCCCAAGUUUACGUUGCAUGGCCUCUGGCCCGAUAACUACACGCGAGGUUUGUACAAGUGUGGUGGCACCCGUUAUCGACCACUGAAGGAUCAACGAAGUAUAAAUGCACGGGAUAGUUAUUGGUAUGAUUAUUUCUUGCCAAAUCCCCCAUCAGCGACAGGUAAUUGGCGCAUUGAACAAGGGUUUUGGGCCCAUGAAUGGAGGGAUCACGGUACAUGUUCAGAAAAUGUUUUCAGCCAACAAAGCUAUUUUAAUCUGGCAAAGAGGUUGAUGUUUAUGUAUGACCUUAAAUCUGCACUCUUUAACCUAAACAAUCCAAUUCCAUUGCCCUGGCCCAGAGUUUCGGAUGUCUUGUCGGUCAUCUCCAAAUCUACUCGAGCUAGGCCAGAAUUACGGUGCCGCUAUUACGACGACCCCAAUAUCCAAAUGUUAGUGGAGGUGGUCUUGUGCUUUGAUGUUCUGGGAAACCAAGUGAUUAACUGUACUCUACCAGGUUCUGUGUUUUGUGGGAGGAGAUCAAGCAGAAUCUAUGUACCGGAAAGCUUUCAGUAG
Coffea eugenioides is the source of this 717-nucleotide messenger RNA. Its product is annotated as ribonuclease S-7-like. Gene Ontology annotation, molecular function: ribonuclease T2 activity; RNA binding. The record is from RefSeq and is a predicted model, not a curated record. Gene Ontology annotation, biological process: RNA catabolic process. Bases 13 to 717 code for a protein of 234 amino acids. NCBI's taxonomy places the organism in Eukaryota, Viridiplantae, Streptophyta, Magnoliopsida, Gentianales, Rubiaceae. Gene Ontology annotation, cellular component: extracellular region. The transcript has 2 exons.